Messenger RNA from Caenorhabditis briggsae, 630 nucleotides. Bases 1 to 630 code for a protein of 209 amino acids. The record is from RefSeq and is a predicted model, not a curated record. The transcript is spliced from 4 exons. NCBI's taxonomy places the organism in Eukaryota, Metazoa, Nematoda, Chromadorea, Rhabditida, Rhabditidae.
AUGGCUGAUAAUCUUAUGCGCGGACGAAAAAGAGGGCGCGGAGGGAUGCGGGCAGUAUUUAGAAAAGGAACGUCUGAGGAGCCAGAGCAAGAAGAGCCGAUUCUCACAAAAGAAGAAUAUUUGAAAAAAAAAAGGAUGCUUCUUCGACGCGCGGUCCUUGCUGAAAAUCAAUACAAUGCACUUCGCACACGAUUGAAGGAAAAUAAAGCCAGAGAGCUGAUAGAGUACAAGCAAGCCGUUGCGCGUAAACAAUGUCCGGAGUAUUUGGCUGGAUUGAGUAAAGCACAGGAAGAACUCGACGGCAAAAAAGCUAUUAUCGAGACAAGAUACAAAAUGAAACUCGGUCAAAUAUUGGAUGAGUAUGAGGCAGAGACGGAUAUGAAUAGAACCCAGUUUGAAGACCAGUAUAUUUACUCGAAAAACCGUUAUAUGGACUUUUUCAAGAAUUUGAUAGAGGAAAAGAAGAAGAGGGAGAAAGAAGUUGGAAUCAUUCUGGGAGCAUUGCUAAUUCUUCCGCCGCUUCCAAAAGGUAUUUGUGAAAAGCCAGUCUUCCAAGACGUCGUGGCUGCUGGAAGGAUGACUCGGAGCAUGGCUCGCAAGGUUGAAGAGGGACCAUCGACAUCAAGCUGA